CCUUGGCGUUGGCGUUCGCCCAACCCAACACAAAAUUUAGCCAUAUCCCCCCUCGCUGGAUUCUCCGCUUCUUUCUCUCCCCUUAAACUCUCCUCUCCUCGGUUCGUUCGGUUCGGUUCGGCUACUUCCCUUCAUCGCAACCAAUUUCUAUCGGUGGUUUUUCAAUAUUUUUUCCCCUUUCCGAUUCGUUAGCAAUCCCCAUUCAUGGUGGCGAUGUGAACGGCGAUCAGGGUCUCAAUAUCUCUGGAUCAAGUUUUGGGUUUGCAAGAAACGGAUGAGGUUUCUUGUUUUUGUUUCUUUGUUUUGGGUUUGUAUAUUGUCUCGAUUAACCGGUAAGGAUUACGAUACGGGAUUCUUUCUAACCCCUAAGUUGGGUAGUUUUGCUUUUGUUUUUCUUUUCGUCGUAGUGGGACUUCUUGGGUUCUUUUUCCCUAUAUAAAGGAGUCAUUGGUUGAUUCGGUAGCUGUUUAGCUGAGAAAAACAAAACAAAAAGAUUGGUUUUUUUUCCCUCGUUCCUUACAAGAAAAUCUCCGUGAAGUUUUUGGUGCUUUAUUUUAGCCUGUCAUUGAAAAUUGAGAGUUUUCUUGAUUGGAUUUUUGCAGCAACAAAGUAGAACUUCUGUUCUUUUUCCUUUUUCCUUUUUGUUUGGAAAGAGCUGUAAAAAGCACAAAAAAAGGGAAAAAAAAAAAACGAAAGUUUUAUAUUGUUCUAGUUAGCAGUUUGCCUGUUUUCCCCGCUGGAUUUCUUAGGAGGAAAAAGAAGCAAUUAAGAUAUACUGAUCUAGCGUUUGCUAUAGAGAAAUUGAGAUGGCGUUGAACUAUUCACAUAUGCCAAUGUUUCAGCCGUAUAUCUCUGAAGAUAAUUUGGUAUCACCUAUGAGAAUUGUGAAUGGGUACCUUUUCGAGGGUGUUCCAGAUAUGAAUGGGGAAGGUUGCUUAAGGCCAUGGUACUUGGGCCAAGGAGAUACCGAGGAGCAUGAUCUCUUUUGUAGGAGGGAUAAAGCUGACUUUUGCAGCUUGCAGGAUUCAACUUCUGUGGACAUUGUUGACCGUUUACCCUCUGAUCCAUUUGGUAUGGAUAUGCAAUCUACUUUCACUGCCAUAACUGGAUGGCUAGAAGACUUGGAGGUUGAUUAUGAAGAAUGUAUGAUGGCUGACAAUGGGACAACUGGUCAGGGAGGGAAUGUUUUGUUUGAUGGAUGGCAUCUGCUUUGGGUUGAUCCUGUAUUGUUUCAACCAUUUCGUAGCACUAUUCCAGUGACCGAGCAAGGGAAUAGAGAUUUCCAUUUCGCUGACAUCCAGGCAUGUGAUCAAUUGCACACAUGCAACAAUUACAUGUCGAGCAGUGUUGAGCUGAGUGAGAAGCAAAACACAACCAGUAGAGUAGAGGAGGUUGGUAUGGGGUUCGUUUUUGCUCCACACGACAUCAGAUUUGAGCAAGCAUCCAAUGUGGGGGAUGUUGUUGACUUCAGCAUUGGCACUGCUAGCUGCAGUUCUGAAAUGGUAGCCGAAGAAAAAAUAGGUAGUGCUGCCAGUGUUGAAGAGACACUUCACGAAGGCUUUUUCCUCGCUCUUAGCUAUUUGGGCGUUAAGGACCUGCUAUCUGUUGGGAUGGCUUGCAAGUCCCUAUUUUCCACUGUCCGUGGUGAUCCCUUGUUGUGGAGAACCAUCCAUAUUGAUCUGCCUCUUAAUGAAAGGAUCACAGAUGAUGUUCUUGUGCAAUUGGCUAGCAGGGCUCAAGGGAACCUACAAUGCCUGAGCUUAGUAGAGUGCCUCAAGAUAACUGAAGACGUUCUAAGGCACAUACUCGAAAUUAAUGAGGGAUUAACUAAGCUGCGCCUUUUCGGAUGUACGAGGAUAAGUAUCGAUUGGAUAGUAAAAAAUAUCAGGGCAUUCAACUCUAGUAAAAGUAAUGGAGGUAUAAAGCACCUUAGAAUUGGUGGGAUAUUUGGAGUUGAUCAUGAGCAUUUCCAAGAGUUAGAAUUCCUACUUGGUGCCAAUAAAAAGAAACUUGAAAGUGAUCACAAAAAGUCGCAUUUCUUUCGUCGAGACAAUUUAUAUCUUCCAUAUGAUGACGAACGAGUAUUGGACUUGGAAAUUUGUCCUCUGUGCAAGAAGGUCAGACUGGUUUAUGAUUGUCCAGUCGAGGGUUGUUCCAAGAUUCUAGAUGAGUCACUUGUUGUCUGUCGAGCUUGUAGUCUCUGCAUUGCAAGGUGCACUGAAUGUGGCAGGUGCAUUGAUGACGUCGAGUUUGAAGAAAAUUUUUGUCUGGAAUUGUUGUGUUCAGAUUGUUAUAAGUAUUCUCAAAAGCAAUGAGCUGGAUAAUAGAGGGUUGACCCACCCACCAUUGUGAACCAUAUAUGUUGUAUGAGUUAUAAUUUUCUGUAGGUCUUAAAAAAAAAAUAAAAAAAAGGAAAAGUCCGUAACAGAAAAUUUAAAAAUCAACUAGUUGGAAUGGGAAUAUGUUUGUUUAUCGGGGAACAGUGUUGUGUAAUAGAUGAAAUAUUGUUUGGUCAUUUUUUUUUUUUCGAAAAUUCAUUGAUGUGGAUGAACUCCAUGCGAUUUUUGA
Messenger RNA from Andrographis paniculata, 2568 nucleotides. RefSeq names its product F-box protein SKIP14-like. Gene Ontology annotation, cellular component: cytoplasm. The coding region runs from base 807 to 2315 and encodes 502 amino acids. Gene Ontology annotation, molecular function: protein binding. The transcript has 2 exons. NCBI's taxonomy places the organism in Eukaryota, Viridiplantae, Streptophyta, Magnoliopsida, Lamiales, Acanthaceae. The record is from RefSeq and is a predicted model, not a curated record.